Molecule: messenger RNA, 4839 nt
Organism: Caenorhabditis briggsae
Lineage: Eukaryota; Metazoa; Nematoda; Chromadorea; Rhabditida; Rhabditidae
Gene: Cbr-nrx-1
Product: Protein CBR-NRX-1
Exons: 26
Coding region: 1-4839 (1612 amino acids)
Source: RefSeq, a predicted model, not a curated record
AUGAGACGGAAGUUCGAUGAUACUGGACAAUAUUCAAAAUGGUUAAUAGCACUUUUGAUAUAUUUACUUUUCGGUGUAGUAGAUUCAAUUAUUCUUACUGGAGCUCCAGAUUCUUAUUCACGAUAUCCGAAAUGGGCUCAUUCCUUCGAAAAUUCGUUAUCGAUGGAAUUGAAGACACGGCAAUCCGAUGGAAUGUUACUCUACACAGACGACGGAGGAACUCAUGGAAACUUUUAUUCACUGACAAUCGUCGAAGGCCACAUUCAAUUAGAUUUCAGGUUAGGUGACAAUUCCAAUGAAUUUGGCCAAAGAAGACCAGUAAACACGAUUCGGAUAGAAGAAGUCAGAAUAGAUGAUGACAAAUGGCAUACUCUAACGAUAUUUCAAUCAUGGGAGAAUGUAAAAUUGGAGUUGGACUACACUUUGGUUUUCAAGAUCUUGAACCAAAGAAGUUUUGUCUUCGGGAAUAUUCUGAAAAACUCUGAUGUCUUUAUUGGAGGACUACCACCAAAUAUGCACAUGCUUCCCGUGAUGAGCUCUCCACUCCGUCGAUAUACUCGUCAUUUGGCAGUCAACGUGCGCAAUCUGAUGUAUCGCCAAUAUCCACAAGCACUUCUUGUUUUAAGACUUGUCCAAGUUGAACGAGAUAAUGAAAUCGUUGAAGAGUGUCACAUCUCCACAGCUUCUGGAAUCCGUGGGCACACGCACCAACGAAGACGACCAUUGCAAGUCGAAAUCUGUUUGUUCUUGGCUUUUCUGAAUUUAUGUCGUCACGCGAGCAAUUCGUGUGUCUCAACGACGGUGAAUGCUAUUCAGCCAACGAUGGACCACAUUGCGAUUGCCAGUUUUCUGAUCAUGACGGAAGAAAUUGUGAAAUUGAAGGUCGGAGAUUGUGGGAAACUCCUAUUUUUGGUUUCAGAGAAAAACGACGGAGAACUAACUUUUGGAGGAGAUGAGUGGGUUGGAUACGAUGUUUCCAUGAACAUAUCAGCAGCAGUGAGGGCGAAAAAGGAGAAUUUAACAUUGACAUUCAAAACAGUACAUGGAACAUCUAUGCUUUUUUAUGCUGGGGAUGAGAAGAGUUAUCUACAUCUGAUGCUACAGGAUGGUGCGAUUAUUGCAUCUUCAAAGUUUGAUGGUUCAGAUGCUCGAAUCAUCCGAAUGUUCAACUCAUUUCCAUCUCAACGAUACGAUGAUGACUCCUGGCAUACGAUAGUGCUAGAGAGGUCCCUUCAAAUGAUGACUCUGAUAGUCGAUGGAAGAAGAGACGAAAUUCGACAAUAUGCUCCAGAACUAGAUUGGAUAUCCAACUCAUUUGCCUAUCUUGGAUCGAUCCCAAAGCAUAAUCCAUCAAAAGAAGUGAAUAGAGUUUCGUUUCGUGGAUGCAUGAGGAAAGUCAGAUAUGAUGUAGAUGCUACACGAGUUUUAUUCGUGAAUCUGGCAGACCAGAGUUACGGAGGAACAUUUCACUUCCGAACAACAUCUCCAGAUGGAUUGAUUCUCUAUCACGGUGUCAUGCAGCAUAAUGCGACAGAUUAUGUUGCUUUUGAACUGAUAGAUAGUCAUUUGUUCCUCAUAAUCAAUUUGGGAUCAGGAGUGGUUCGAUUACAAACAACUGCAAUGAAAGUCAGUGAUGGAGAAUGGCAUCAUGUACAAUUGGAUAGACUAUCAAGAACAGGAAGUGUCAUUGUGGAUGCUAUUAAAAUCGACUUUAAUACACCUGGAGUUUCUGCUAAUCUCAUUAUUGAUGAUCCUAUCUUUAUCGGAAAUGUUCCGAAUAACUCAAUUGCGUAUCCUCCAUCUGUUUGGUCCAUCACACUCCAGAAAGGUUAUACAGGAUGCAUCAAAAACAUUAGACUCAAUGGAGUUUCUGCAAAGAUUGCUCAGCAGUUUGAAUCAACAAACACCACUGGAAUUGAGCUUGGUUGUUCUCUUUCUAAUGAGUUGGAUAUCUGUGAACCGAAUCCCUGUCAAAAUUUUGGACGAUGUAGUCGGAACUUAAAUUCAUUCGAAUGCGAUUGCUCCAAUACAAAUUUCGAGGGAAAACGGUGCGAGAUAGAGCAAACUGCGGUAGAAGUAGACGGAGAUGAAUCCAAAGUGCACGUGCUUGCUCAUACAAAAGUAUCACAAGUGGAGCAUAUUCAAAUCAGGUUUCGGAUUAAAAAUUUUUUUCAGACAUCUUCUACAAGAGGAGUUUUGUUCGAUACCGGAGCAAACGGGAAAAAUGACAAGAUAACCGUUUUUUUGAAUGAUAGUCUUCUCAAUUUGUUUCUUCAAGAUUCUUUAACAAACAAUGUAAGUUUAGAAUGUUUUCAAAUCAAGUAUGUUAACUUAUUUCAGACAUUUUCCUGGGGAAAAUCUCUAUCAGACAAUCACUGGCAUGAGCUGCAAGUACGACGUCUCGGCCAGAAACUUCUUCUCUAUCUUGAUGGAUUUUGGAGUCAUAGCAUAUACCUCCAAAAUCCAAUCUCCGUUGAAAUUGAUGAAAUUGGUGCUGCCUAUUCAGUUCAUCCAUCCUCUCCGCCACCGAGAGAUGAGCAUUUUAAAGGAUUCCUCUCAAAACUGAUAUUCAAUGGUAACGAUUAUCUUGCUAAAACAAAACGCGACAGUGCUCUACUGAGCAAAUCCACUAGUCGAGAGAGUAAAGGACAGAGGAAUGUCAAAACACGAAUCGCUUCGAUAUCUUUCACAAACUCCACGGGUUAUGUAGCAUUCUCUAGUGACAAAAUAUCAUCUCUAGCUGGUUCUUUCCGGGUUCAAUUCAAAUUUCAAACGCUCAUGCGAUCUGCUCUUAUAUUCUUCACUUUGCCAAAACAUGACUAUGAUCAGUCAUUUCGACUUCAGAUUAUAAACGGACGGUUUGUGAAUAUUAUACUAGUAGAGUGCAAAUGUGAAGUUUCCAGGUUAAAAUACACAUACCGGAUAUCUGGCCAAGAAUUUCAUACAACCUCUCCAAAGCUUCCUUAUCGACAACAUCUGAGUGAUAUGAGAUGGCAUAGUGUCCUUAUUUAUCAAGAUGAGAAAACCAAUGAUCAUGUUCUUCUGGUGGAUAAUUCAACGACUACACUGAUAAUUGAUAAAAUGAAGAAAGUAGAGUCCAGAAUGUCAGGUAAACUGUACUUCGGAAGUAAUCCACUUGGAGUCUCCCGUCCUUCCAACGGAUAUCGUGGAUGUAUUUCAACUCUUCGAAUCAAUGAAAAGGCUCUGGAUCUUUAUGAAGAUGCUGAUAGUCGAAUGAAUGUAAAUCGAGGAUGCAGUGGUCCAAUUGCUCGAUGUGUAGAGGAUGCAUGCGCGAAUCACGGGCGGUGCAUUCAAUUAUGGAGUUCCAUUCGCUGUGAUUGUAGCCUAACAGCACAUUCUGGAGAUCGAUGUCAGAAUCCAUCAACAACAGUUCGAUUCGAUGGAAGUCCAUCUGCAAUCUUCUACGAAUACGCUCCAAAUGAACGUCCGACGACCAGCAAAGACUAUUUUGUUUUUUCGUUUCGAACCACCCAACCAAACGGAGUUCUUAUUGCCAUCGAAUGUGCCGCGGACCAGGACUAUUUCACAAUUUUUCUUAACAAAGGAUACCUGAAUGCUCAUUACAACUUGGGUAGUCGAGAUCACACUGUCAGCUAUCAUACUCGUGUUCUGAAUGACGGAUUUCCACAUGUCAUCAAAAUAUCGAGAAACGAAUCAAGCCUAACGAUACAAGUGGAUAAACUGCCCGCAUUGAGAUAUAGACCAAAAAAAGCCAGUGACCUAGUUUUACUGAAUAUGCAAACCAGAAUAUCAAUUGGAGCAUCAUUCAACACAAGACAUUUGGAGCAGAGGAGGAGAAUGCUACGUCAUCGUCGCAACACGGAGAUCUUCGAUUCAUACCAGGGUGAAGUGUCGGGAGUCAACGUCAAUGGUUUGAUGGUUUUGGAUCUUUAUGAGAAUGGUUCCAACCGCAUCCAUACAAUCGGAGCACCUCAAACAACCGCAGUAUCGGAGGCAGUGAGCAACAGUUCUGAAGAAGACGACGAGUUAGCUGAAAUGAUGAUGGCGCACUCUAUUGAAGAGAAUCCGAACGAAGCAUUGAUCGAGUCAUUAGCUCCCAGCUGCUUGAGUCUUGAAGAGCAACAAACUUGUUUUAUUGACACCGACGAUUCAACAGGUACUAUGAAUGAUGUGUCCGGAGAGACCAAUGGUAGUGUUUUGGUGUUGAAAAGGGAUAUUCCCGGGGAUCCUUUUGAAGAUGUUUCAAGUACCGAUAACUCUUCUUUUUUUGCAGGAUUCUUCUCCCCAGUUCUUCCAGCUGUUGCGGAUAUCCCAAGUACUCGACCAAGUGAAAAUAUCGAUAACGAAGUAACCGCUCUCAUCACAAGCAGUAUAGCUCCUCAGAAAACUCGUCCAAAAUCGACUCCUCACUUCACAGUAUAUCCAGUUAGACCAACGACACCUAUGGGAGAUACCAUUACUACUACAAUGCAGGCCGCCACCGUCACUGAUUUCCCACGGACUCCACUCAUCAUGGGAUCCAGUUUGGCUGUGAUUAUCGCCAUCGCUGCCGUUGUGUUCUUUGUUUUCAAAUGCAGACAGAAUCCACCAGCUUCCGAACACUACACUAUGGCCAUGAAAUCUCAAUCUGGAUACACAGCCAUCGCUCCUGAACUCUCACCUCCCAUGAACCAUGACCGAAACAAUGACUCUUGCACUCAACCAUUACUUGCUAAACCUCACAUCAACGGAAAUGGUUACGAGCCGCUGAAAGGAGCAGUAAUAGCCAACGGAAACGGCGCAACGGCCACAAUGAUGCGUAACGGAAACGGGAAUGGAGUGGCGAAGAAAAAGGAUUUCAAGGAGUGGUAUGUAUGA